AUGCAUCCGACUUCACUGGCCAUUGGAACCGGGCUUUCAUCCGGCAUACUUUCCCACAUUCUAAUAUUCAACAAGGGGGAGUGGGAUCUUUACACCAUCAAGAUACUACAGGGACUUCUCAUAGUCAUUGGUCUCCUGGCACUGAGCUUCAAGAGGCUGGGAACUACAGAGGCUGGGUCGCCGUACAGCGUCUUCGAAUCUACCAUAGCAUCCAUAUACAUGGUGUCUUUGAUAGUUCCAGGGACCUUUUGCAGCAUAUUCCUUUAUCGCAUCUGCUUCAUUCAUCGCUUGUACCAGUUUCCGGGUCCUCUCAUGGCCAAAGUCUCCAAUUUAUAUCUCACCAGGCGUUCCGUCGCCCAAUUCCAGCUCUACAAAGAGAUCCAGAACCUCUAUAGAACAUAUGGGGAUAUUGUGCGAGUAGGGCCCUCAGCACUAUCGAUCCUCGGCACCAAGGUCUUCCAAGCCAUACACGCCAACAAUUCGCCCUGCCGCAAGGGACCUUGGUACAAUAUCGAACAGCCGGCCAUCUCUCUCCACAUGUCGCGCGACAAGAACGAUCAUUCUCGUAGACGACGAGCUUGGGACAGUGCGUUUAGCUCAAAGGCCCUCCGAGAUUACGAGCCCCGCGUUGUCAAAUAUACCAGCCAAUUACUCAAUCGACUAGAACAGAGCCAAGCCACAACUAUUGACAUUGCGAAGUGGUUCAAGUUUCACAGCUUCGACACCAUAGGUGACCUGGCUUUUGGUCAGAGCUUCCACAUGCUAACAGACGGCGUUAAGCAUCCAUUCAUGGCACUGGUUGAGUCGCAUAUGGCAAUGGCCGGUACCUUUAGUCAACUGAUCUGGAUGUUUCCCCUGUUCAGGGCGAUGUCGUUCCUUGGUCGUGAAGAUGCUAUCUUCCAGAAAUGGCUUGGGAAUCAAGUUCGUCAUCAAGAACAGCUGUUGCUGGAAGGUGAGGCGACGUCCUCCACGUGGCAGAGUCUGUCGGCUAAUCUUCUGCUCAGUGAUACUACUUCCGUAACACUAACUUGCCUGUUUUACCUAUUGGCUACUAAUAAAAAUGCGUGCAUGCGGCUUCAAGAGGAGAUCGACAACUUUUUUUCCAGCUCUUCACAACCUAAUCACUCGAGCUUUUCCAAGUUGACAUACCUUCAAGCUUGUAUUGAAGAAACACUGCGACUUUUUCCUCCAGUUCCAUCUGGAUUGCAGCGCAUGACACCUGCAGAAGGGCUACAAGUCGGUGAAAUCUUCAUCCCUGGAGAUACCAUAGUGACUGUUCCCUCCUAUACGGUGUAUAGAGAUGAGCGAUACUUCACCGCUCCUAAUGACUUCGUUCCUGAGCGCUGGAUGAUAAAACCAGAAAUGGUAAAGGACGACUCGGUUUUUGCUCCAUUCUCAGUGGGUAAGUUCCAGUUGUUUCUGCCUCGCUAUUUCCUUGCGUGCUUGGGAUUAACCACAUUAUUCAGGACGCUAUGCCUGCGUGGGUAA
Molecule: messenger RNA, 1488 nt
Organism: Fusarium oxysporum Fo47
Lineage: Eukaryota; Fungi; Ascomycota; Sordariomycetes; Hypocreales; Nectriaceae
Product: cytochrome P450
Exons: 5
Coding region: 1-1488 (495 amino acids)
Molecular function (GO): oxidoreductase activity, acting on paired donors, with incorporation or reduction of molecular oxygen; iron ion binding; heme binding
Source: RefSeq, a predicted model, not a curated record